This is a messenger RNA of Electrophorus electricus (electric eel), 1279 nucleotides long. NCBI's taxonomy places the organism in Eukaryota, Metazoa, Chordata, Actinopteri, Gymnotiformes, Gymnotidae. The record is from RefSeq and is a predicted model, not a curated record.
UUGGGCACUAUAUGCUUUUUAAAGGAGUUAAAAGUUUUAGGGUAGUUUUAGAAGCAUUUCGCGCUGGAACGGUGCGCAAUGCUCUCUCACGCCGACCUCUUGGAUACUCGCCUCGGUGAGUUAUCGUCACCAAACUCCGGUCUUCAGCUCCACUGGAUGAAGGAUGCUACUGCCGAGCUUCUGGGUCAUAGGGAUGCUUUAAAGUGCAGACUUGGAGCGACGGAGAGUGGACAUCCUGGCGAUCUGACCUCUGCUGCCGACGCAGUCGAGGGAACCACUCUGCUCCCCGGGGAAGACAUAAGUAACGGUGGAUCAAAUCCCAAUGGCAUGCAGCAGGUUAGCACCAAAGACCAAGAAAAACAGCAACAGCAAAGUUCGAGUCAGUCGGGCGGACAACAGAACCAGCAGAAACAGAAACGACACCGGACCCGUUUUACUCCGGCGCAACUUAACGAACUGGAGAGGAGCUUUGCAAAAACCCAUUACCCUGACAUCUUCAUGAGAGAAGAACUGGCGCUAAGGAUCGGAUUAACAGAAUCUCGGGUUCAGGUGUGGUUUCAAAAUCGGCGCGCAAAAUGGAAGAAACGCAAGAAGACGACAAACGUGUUCCGCGCGCCCGGUACUUUGCUCCCCACACACAGUCUGCCGCAGUUUCCGUCGGCCGCAGCAGCGGCAGCCGCUAUGGGGGACAGCCUCUGCUCUUUUCACGCCAACGAUACCCGCUGGGCUGCGGCGGGGAUGCCCGGAGUGUCACAGCUACAGCUCCCGCCCUCAUUAGGCCGACAGCAAGCCAUGGCCCAGUCCCUUUCACAGUGCAGUCUUGGAGCUGGUCCGCCUCCAAACUCGAUGAGUCUUUCCAACAGCUUAUCGUCUAAUGGCUCCGGCCUUCAGUCGCAUCUGUAUCAGCCCACCUUCCCUGGUAUGGUGCCCGCGUCUCUUUCUGGUCCAACGAAUGUGACCGGUUCACCUCAACUAUGUAGCUCCCCGGACAGCGAUGUCUGGAGAGGGACCAGUAUCGCCUCGCUGCGUCGGAAAGCACUCGAGCACACCGUAUCAAUGAGUUUCACCUAAUUUUAAAAUGCGCGAUGUUGUGUCCUUGUAAAUUUCACGUGCAGUCAAGAAUCGCUCAGGACCUGAGUUCAUAACUGUGAAAUUACAAUUGGCAGCCUUAAAGGAAAACGGAAUCUCAACAAAAUCCAGUCGAUGUUUGGCGCACAUGCACAGUAGAUAUAGCGGUCAAAUUUUUAAACAAUCCUUUAGCCUGGUGUUGGAUAAUUUU